Messenger RNA from Cygnus olor (mute swan), 1779 nucleotides. RefSeq names its product bridging integrator 3 (gene BIN3). The coding region runs from base 203 to 1081 and encodes 292 amino acids. Gene Ontology annotation, biological process: plasma membrane tubulation; endocytosis; actin cortical patch localization. The record is from RefSeq and is a predicted model, not a curated record. Lineage: Eukaryota; Metazoa; Chordata; Aves; Anseriformes; Anatidae. Gene Ontology annotation, molecular function: protein binding; lipid binding. Gene Ontology annotation, cellular component: cytoplasm; actin cortical patch. The transcript is spliced from 11 exons.
GGAAGGGGCGGGGCCGAGCGGCAGCGACUUCCGGGAGCGGCGGGGACCAUGAGCUGGUAGCUGAAAAACAAUGUUCUAGUUGAGCCACAACCGCGUUUCACAACCAAGCUCAAAAUGGAUAUUUUUGUAGCACAGUCAGGGCCUAAAACAGCCUUGCAAAAUUCUGCUCGCCCACGCGCCUGGCGUGAGUAAUUUUCUUUUGAUGGGAUACCGUUCAAGAUCGGGCAGCCCAAGAAACAGAUUGUACCCAAGACAGUUUAAAGAAAAAGCCAGAGAAAGCGAUUCUGCAUUAAGUAGCCCGCAAUGCCUAGAAGAAAUAGCGUUCGGUACAGAAACACGUUUCGAUUUGGAGGUUUCAGAAAGCGGCUGCGGAGAAGUGGAGAGAGACUUUGAAAGGGAAUAUGGGAAGCUGCAGCAAUUGGAAGAUCAGACCAAAAAACUUCAGAAGGAUAUGAAGAAAAGCACAGAUGCAGACUUGGCCAUGUCCAAGUCGGCCGUGAAAAUCUCUUCGGACCUGCUGUCCAACCCCCUGUGCGAGCAGGAGCCCGGCUUCCUGGAGAUGGUCACGGCCUUCGACACGGCGAUGAAGAGGAUGGACUCCUUCAACCAGGAGAAGGUGAAUCAGAUCCAAAAGACGGUCAUAGAGCCUUUGAAAAAGUUCAGCAGCGUGUUCCCCAGCCUGAACAUGGCAGUGAAGCGCCGCGAGCAAACCCUGCAGGACUACAAGCGCCUGCAGUCCAAGGUGGAGAAGUACGAGGAGAAGGAGAGAACCGGCCCCGUCCUCGCCAAGCUGCACCAGGCCCGCGAGGAGCUGCGGCCGGUGAAGGAGGACUUCGAGGCCAAAAACAAGCAGCUCCUGGAGGAAAUGCCCAAGUUUUACAGCAGCCGCAUCGAUUACUUCAAGCCCAGCUUCGAGUCCCUCGUCCGGGCGCAGGUCGUCUACUACACGGAGAUGCACAAGAUCUUCGGGGACCUGACGGCGCAGAUCGACCAGCCCGGCCUGAGCGACGAGCAGCGGGAGCGGGAGAACGAAGCCAAGCUGAGCGAGCUGCGGGCGCUGUCCAUCGUGGCCGACGACUGAGGGCUGGGGAGGGCGGGGGGGGGCACCGGUAACAAAGCUGGGGAUGGAGCCCCCCCAGCUCCUGAGCCCCCUCCCUGCCUUCUCCGGGGAUGCACAGAUGGAUGGUGCAGGGUUUAAAGCUCUGGCUGUGCCAUUUUCCGCCCCAGCAGCUCUGCCCUCCCGCCACGGGGCCUCCUGGGGCGGGGGGGGGGGGGGACAGAGCAGGGCCCCCCCCACUGCUGCUGUGAGGCUGCAGGAUGGGCAGCCACGGGCAUCCCCGUCCUGUUUCUGCCCUCCUGACUUGUGGGAGCCUGGCUUCUCAUUAAAUAGGUGGUUGUGGGGCAGCUCAGCCGAGAAAAGGAGCGGGCUGCGCCCUCCUGCCCUGACCCAGCACCGGUGCGGAGCUCCCCGCUGGCUCCCCGUGCCAGGAUCGGGCCCAGGCUCCUUGCCUGUAGGGUGUUCGUUUGGUGCCUUAGGAGGAGCCCGGUACCCUCAGGGGGAGGGCAGAAGCAUUCAGAUUCCCACGGGAUGCAUUUUUUUGGGAGCUGGUCAUUCGAGGACUGUGCGUCCUGCCCGGAGGGUGAGGGGUUCCUUGCUGGAUGCGACCCGUUCCCAGCAGGAACGGUGCAAAGUGCCUCGGGGGAGCCCUCACCCGAUCAAACACUGUUAAGGGGAAGAGAUUAUGAACGGGACAGAUUAAAUCCAAGAGCUGAAAGUCA